Messenger RNA from Podospora pseudopauciseta, 3043 nucleotides. RefSeq lists its product as uncharacterized. The record is from RefSeq and is a predicted model, not a curated record. Bases 1628 to 3043 code for a protein of 471 amino acids. Lineage: Eukaryota; Fungi; Ascomycota; Sordariomycetes; Sordariales; Podosporaceae. Gene Ontology annotation, molecular function: 2-oxoglutarate-dependent dioxygenase activity. The transcript is spliced from 4 exons.
CUGCUUUCUUUUGGUCUUCGGCUGGAGUAUCCGGUCGGCCGCUGCCUUAUGCCUCAUGCCUUAGCUUGUUGUUCCCCAGAACCCGGAUGGUGGGUGGGGCCUUGACAGAAGACACGACGGCUCCAAGUCCGAAUCACGUCAACUGCCGUCACGGCUUUUGAUGGUUGGCGUGACUUGAAGCUUAUCAUCAGCCGCGGGACGCGGACGACAAGAGCACGACAUCACGACAGGUAGCGAUAAUAGGCGCCUUGGAGAGGCAUCUCGAUGACAUGUCUCUCCAUCUCGAUGAUAACCGUCGCUCAAGGGUGAUGGUGUGUAUCCAGACUCUCACGCUCGAGUAGCCGGUCGCCUGCCAAAACGGUUGCACGUGCAUCUUGGUACUGCGUCGUUACUCGAUUGCCUUGACUGCCACAAUGAUGCCUACGGCAAUCUGCAGUCGAGGGUCAUUCUUUCCCCAGCUUGACAGCUGUCACAACUUGAUUUCCUGUACCAUGCUGAUGAUGGGAGUCUCAGAUAUGUUUGCCUGAAUGGCAUGCGCGUUUUUCGAGAAUGCCAUCUGACGAUACCACAUAUAUAUUUUAACGACGAGCGAAACACCUUAAAGGAGGAUGACACCAGGGUAAAAACGCUGUCUGGCUGUGAUACCUUGUCAACGGGCAACGCCAUUUGAGUUCUGACAGUUAUCAUGCUUCCCAUCACCGGUGCGAACCAACCUCAUCUCUGUGGUCAAGGACACCACGACGACCCUAGUGAGGGAUCAGGUACAUCCGGCAGAAGGAUGGGACAGAACCGAAUGUGAAUUUGGGCGGGGGGCUUUGGGACGAAGGGGCGCAAAGAAUACCAUUGCGACCUGCUGUCCUCGCGACCUGCUGUCCCACUUCUUGGCUCGCAAAGCUUUUUCGGCCACAGCCUCUCCCCUUGGCUCGUUGGCUUAGGUUUGCACCACUGAGGGCGUGUAUCACCAACUCGCAAAGGCAGAGCCUGCCAUGCCAGGAUUGGUACCGGCGGCCCAUUGACACAAAUCCGGGGAGGUACCUGGAUAGGUCAUCCUAUGUACAUACAGUUCGCGGCCAGUCCGAUCACGGUGGUCUCGCACCAUGUCUCUUUUUUUCCCGCUCAUGGUCCGCACGAAUGCGGCUCAGAAACCGUUGAUUCAGUUCAACGUAACGACACGGGAUAUUUCCCCCCCUGUUGUUGUUGUUGUUGUCCCGGCAGGUUUAGACGAGUUUCCCUCUUUCCGAUUUUCAAGGUUACGCUGCCACACACAUCGACAUUCACAUGGAGAUCCAACCAGACUCGGAGGUGGUCCCCAAACCCCCUGCGACAAGAGUUCAGGUACUUGUGCCUACGAGAUGGGUACAAGACUUUUGAUCUACCUCGAUUACCACACCGCCGCCUAGCCCGAAAAGGCGCCGACUCGCCCCAAGUGUCUGUCAAUCGCUGUCAGGCACAUAGAUAUAAAGCAUAAAAACAAGAGAUCUCUCCUCCCUCCCUGAUCUGAUCUCGAGCAACAACCACCGCUUUCAUCUCAAACACCACUUCAGCCUGAAGCCACAAUAUCAAUACGGGACCCUUUGGUCUUACAUCUUUGUCUAUCACACACCUUCUUCUUACCUACCUUUUCAACAUGAAGAUCUCGGUCCGCACCACGGGUCUUCCCCUCUGCCGGGCUGCUCUACCCGGCAGAGCCGUCAGAACAAUGGCCACAGCCGCCGUUGCCGCCGCCACCCAUGUCUCCUCAGGGUCGUCGUCACCCAUGAGCAUGCCACCACGCUUGUUCAACGUCCGAGCCGCGCAAAACGCCAGACUCCCUGUUCAACCUGCCUCACCCCCACGCCAGCCCACCACCACCACCACCACCCCCCAAAGUCAAACCCACCCCCUCAUGCCCCCGGGCUACAUCGCCACAACUGCCACCCUCCCCACCUUCACCAUCCCCAGCGUCAUCCUCCCCACCCCAUCCCACCACCUCCUCGCAAAAUCCAUCAUCUCGGCCUUCCGACGAGACGGCAUAAUUCAAAUAGCCCAAUCCCCUCUCCAACAACGCCUCUGCAAAGAAGCAAUGGCAGCCUCAAAGAAGUUCUUUGCACUCCCGCCCGAGAAAAAGGCGGCUUGCGUGGAUGAACGGUCGUAUGGGGGUUACAUCGCCUCCGGGGAAGAGGUCACCGACGGCAUAGCCGACUACAGCGAGAUAUUCACCAUCACCCGCGAUUUCGCCAAGACUGACUCGAGGGUCAAGGCGGGGUGGCCUUGUCAUGGACCUGUUCCCUGGCCUGAGAAUGGGGGAAUGAGGGAGACGAUGAUGAGGUAUAAGACCGAGCUAGGGGAGGAAGGGAAGAGGUUGGUGAGGUUGGUGGAGAUGGGGUUGGGGCUUGAGGAGGGGGAGCUGGGGCGCUGGAUUGGUGAUGAUGGGAAACAGGGGGAGGGGGGGUGGCAUCACGCACGGGUCUUGCGGUUUCCUCCCCGGAACAAGACUAAUGGGAAAGGGAAGGAGGGGAGGGGGAUUGGCUCGCACACGGAUUAUGGGCUGCUGGUUAUCUCGGCGCAGGAUGAGGUUGGGGGGUUGUUUAUUCGGCGGCCGAGUCGGGAGGAGAGGUUUGCGAAUUGGGAGGAGAGUGCUGCGGGCUUGAGGGAGGAGGAGGAGGGGUGGGUUUUUGUCCCGCCUGUUGGGGGGACGCAUACGGUUAUUCUUGGGGAUAUGAUGCAGUACUUGACGAGAAACUACCUCACCGCAACGCCUCACAAGGUCGGCCUGAACACACGAGAGAGGUUCGCGUUUGCGUAUUUUCACGAGCCGAGCUUUCAGGCUGUGUUGAAGCCCCUGAAUGGUGGUGUCAUCCCAACAGACCUAGACGACAGCAGAAAAAAAGACAAGGGGGUGCACUAUGGGACGCAUUUCACGAAUAUGUUUAUCAGGAAUUAUCCCGAGAGGAUCACGACGAAGAGGUUGCUGGCCGAGGGGCGGUAUGGGUUGUUGGAGAGGCCUGAGUUGAGGACUAUUGGGGCGGUUCCUACUACCACCACUGUCGAGAAGUCGGUAUGA